AUGGCGCAACCACCGGGCUAUCAUCAUACUAACCCCUUCACAAAUGACGACCAAAGUAUUCCCCCACCAAGCUAUGAUGCCGCAACGUCAUCAGCGCCUAGGGGACCACCUGCACCCACCACCAUCCCACCGCAGUCUUUCCAGCAUUCAGCCUCAGCGCCGAGUGACCCUCCACCCUACCACAACUGGCAAGAGGCCGUCCCUGAUACAUCAGUCUUUCCACCACCCCCAAUCUCCGGCUACUACAGCUCCGGCACCGGGAAUGCCUCCAGCGACGAUGCGCAGCGCGCCCAUGACUUUUGCGACCACACUCCGCUGUGGCUGCCCGUCGUGCCGUCGAACCCCGUCUACCAGGCGGUUGCCCAGCAUGAUCUGCGACCCGUCCAGCAGCGGGAAUACGCUGGCCAACUCACGCACACGGCCCCAGGCUACUGGUUUGGUCGGACGGCCGAUCGCAAUGGUGACUGCUGCGUCCUGACCCAUCUACCCUUGUACUUUGCCGCUCAGGAUUCUCCCUUCCUCACCGAGAAAGCAAAGACGAUCUACUUUGAGAUCAAGUUGUUCGCCCUUCGCGCCGGUCCCGGCGGUGACGCCAGCGGCUUGUCGCUGGGCUUUGCUGCGCAGCCCUAUCCCUCGUGGCGCUCGCCGGGCUGGGAGCGUGGUAGUCUGGGUGUCUUUUCCGAUGACGGCUGUCGCUUUGUGAAUGACUCCUGGGGCGGACGAGACUUUACGGCCCCAUUUCGUGUCGGCGAGACCCUGGGCAUCGGCAUGACCCUCUCACUACCCAAGGAUCCACUCGCGAUGGCGGAUGCAAUGUUUGGCACGAAGCGAAAGUGCGUGGUGGAAGUGUUCUUUACCCGAGACGGUCGCCCAGCUGGCGGAUGGAACUUGCACGAGGAGGUGGACGCUGAUGCCGGCGGGGUGGAGGGGUUAGAAGGAGAUUUCGACCUCUAUGGAGCCAUAGGACUUUUUGGAGGAGUCGAUUUUCAGGCAUGCUUUGAUCCUGCUGGAUGGCGAUGGAGACCGACCGAGUGA
Messenger RNA from Penicillium diatomitis, 1035 nucleotides. Its product is annotated as SSH4 family protein. NCBI's taxonomy places the organism in Eukaryota, Fungi, Ascomycota, Eurotiomycetes, Eurotiales, Aspergillaceae. The coding region runs from base 1 to 1035 and encodes 344 amino acids. The record is from RefSeq and is a predicted model, not a curated record. The transcript has a single exon.